Messenger RNA from Dicentrarchus labrax (European seabass), 2907 nucleotides. RefSeq names its product cell division control protein 42 homolog. Gene Ontology annotation, cellular component: dendritic spine. The record is from RefSeq and is a predicted model, not a curated record. Lineage: Eukaryota; Metazoa; Chordata; Actinopteri; Moronidae. Gene Ontology annotation, biological process: small GTPase-mediated signal transduction; modification of synaptic structure. Bases 161 to 736 code for a protein of 191 amino acids. Gene Ontology annotation, molecular function: GTPase activity; GTP binding. The transcript has 6 exons.
CAGUCGUAGUGGGAAUCGGGACUUUGAAGCUCCGCUCUGAAUGUUGCAAGUUGCUGCUCGCUGGUGCCAACGCCCGGCGAAAGACAUAGCUAACGUUAACUAGAGGAGAUACGGAGGGACAUUGCCAGCGGUAUUGCCAGCAGAAUCAGAAAGCACAAAGAUGCAGACUAUCAAAUGUGUGGUGGUGGGUGAUGGAGCAGUGGGAAAAACCUGCCUAUUGAUCUCAUACACCACCAACAAAUUCCCCUCUGAAUAUGUACCAACAGUUUUUGACAACUAUGCAGUAACUGUAAUGAUUGGGGGUGAACCAUACACCCUUGGCUUAUUUGAUACAGCAGGUCAGGAGGAUUAUGACCGGUUACGACCACUAAGCUACCCACAGACAGAUGUCUUCUUAGUUUGUUUCUCAGUUGUUUCACCUUCCUCAUUUGAGAAUGUUAAAGAAAAGUGGGUUCCUGAAAUAACUCACCACUGUCCCAAGACUCCAUUCCUGUUGGUAGGCACUCAGAUCGACCUGCGUGAUGACCCCUCCACAGUGGAGAAGCUAGCUAAGAACAAACAGAAGCCCAUCACCCCCGAGACAGCAGAAAAACUUGCUCGCGACCUUAAGGCAGUCAAGUAUGUUGAGUGCUCAGCCCUAACACAGCGGGGACUGAAGAACGUAUUUGAUGAGGCUAUCUUAGCCGCUUUAGAGCCCCCUGAAACUCAAAGAAAGAGAAAAUGCUGUUUGUUCUGAUGUCUUCUUGCAUCUUGCUUUGCCUCUCGAUCGUCUGCUGCUUACUCAUUGUAAAGAAAUGUCUGUCACUAAAAUAACCACAACGCUCUUUUAAACUUUAAAACUUUGUGCCCAUUAACUUUUUUUCCUUCUGUUCAUGUGUGCUUUCUUUUCAACUUGGCCUAAUCACAAUUAUCCAUGCUGCCUGAUAUGACAAGAGUGCCAAUCUUUAAUUCUUCCUUCUGCUGUCAGCAACUUGUGUGCAAGUCUGUGUAACUGUACAUGACUGAGUUUGUUUUUGUUUUUUAAAUUGACAUUCUGUUAUUAUCUCAGUAUUGAGCUCUUCAGCAUCAGCUGUAACCUACAAAGAAUAUUUAUGCUACAUUCUGUCUUAGACAGUAAUAACAUUUUUUUCUACUGCAGCAUCAAACAUUUCCAUGGGCUUUUUGUCUUUACUCAGACAAGUUGAUCAUGAGGAGAGUCUUGUAUAAUGUUAUUUGAAUAAAGGAAAAAUUUUGAUCGCCCUGCUCCAUUUCUACUCAGCCUUUUUUUUUUUUUUUGCAAUUAGUUCUUUGAAAAUGUUAAUUUGUAUUUGGAACACAGCCCUGUUUUGAAUAUUAAUAUUUUAUUUCCACAGAAAGGAUUAAAGAAUGUGUUUGAUGAGGCAAUACUGGCUGCCCUGGAGCCUCCUGAACCUAAGAAAAGGCGUAAAUGUGUUCUGCUCUAAGUUUCGUCGCAGCCUUCUCCACAACAGUUUCCAUAUCUAGGUUAACAGUACUGAAGAGGUUUGCUGCUCAAGCACAUUCCAACAUAAGUUGAAGUAUCAUGAAAUAUUUGCCUUCUGACUGACUUAACCUGAAUACAUAUCCAAUGUGUUGAAUGCAAUUUUAAGAUUGAGCAACAUUUGAUGCCGUUUGUGAUGAUUGGAUGCAAUUGAAAUCGUCUUACAUGACGUGAACGCUCGACUUAAUACAUCAACAGACUGUAGGUGAAAUUGUUGGAUGACGUUGCAGUUUUUACCACAUUAUGUUUAGAGUUCAUUGUGCACAAGUGUUCCAGAAUAACGGACUAUGAAGUGAUAUGUUAAUUAAUAGAACUGUUUAAUCGACUGCCUUGUGAAACAUCAACAAGCUGAAAAUGAUGAGUUAGUGAGAUGCUCAAAUUAUGUGUUAUGUCCUAAAUAUGUUUUUUUUUUUUUUUUUUUUUUUUACUUUUCAUGUAAUUACCUUAAGUUUAUCAUUUGUAUCAUCUAUAUGUUCAACCCCGGAGCACAAAACUGCAUUUGGUUGACACUGUGUCAUUCUUCCAUUACUGGUGGAGUGUCUAGCUAUAUCAAUCCUGCUUAAGUCAUAGAACUCAAAUAUUUUCUUUUCCAGACAUACUUUUCCGAUAGAAGCUAGCUGUAUUUUUACAUUAUUUCCUUUUCAAUGUUAACAUAGCCUCCGGGCAGAUCCAAGUAAUAUUUGACAUAAAAUGACAUUUCUAGGCUAUGAUCCACCAUAGUUCUAGUUUGCCAAAAGAAGACUUCAAUAAAUUGACAUUUGUCAGAGUAGAGCUCCACAGAAGCCGACGCAGUAGUGGGAAUUUGAGUUUUAAGUACAAUGUUUACACUCCUUUUGGAAGUCGCGUAUCAGAAAUAGUCAUUGUCAAUUUAAGUAACGACACGUGAGGAGUUGGAGCACAAAAGUUUGCCAGUCAUUAAUUUUGUUACAUAAGUGAGGUCACAAGAAGGUGAUGAAUGCGUAUCAAAAGUUGCAAUGUUUAAACUUUGUAGGAGUGUUUCAGCUGAUAACCCCAGGUUAAUAAACUGAAUUUUGUAAACUGAAGAUACUUGCUGCUACGCUGCAGCAUCAUGAAGUCAUUGUGACGGUUCCUAGAAUACAUUGUUUGAGACCCUGUGAAUAUUUCUGAGUGACUGAACUAGCACUAUUUGCAUUUGUCUUUUGCUAUGUCCAUGCCUGAAUGAUGGGCUUGAAUUUAUAAAUACAGUGAAAAUAACUCAUAACUUAUUGACUGAAUACAAUGUGUGCAUUACUGAUACUGCGAUGCAGAGAUCCCAGAUGAAACUGAAAGUAACCAGGAAAAUGUUAAGAAAAUUAGUUUCUUUUAUUCAAUUUGACAUCAAAUUUGUACUGUAUCUUGCAUCACAAUGUAACCAGUAUUAACACGAAUAAACCUAAUUUCAAAUACUA